ACAAGAUGUUUUUGGCAGUGAGUCGAAGACAGUGCUGUACAGCUACAAAAAGAGUUUUAAUGGGUUCGUGGUGGAUUUGACUGAGGAAGAAGCACAAAAAAUGGCCGGAAUGAAGGGUGUAGUAUCAGUGUUUCCAAAUGAAAAGAGAAAACUACAUACAACAAGGUCAUGGGAUUUUAUGGGAUUCCCUCAACAAGUUGAAAGAGCAACCAUGGAAAGUGAUGUUAUCAUUGGUGUUUUAGACACUGGAAUUUGGCCUGAAUCUCUAAGCUUUGAUGACAAAGGACUUGGUCCACCUCCUUCCAAAUGGAAAGGCAGUUGCCAAUUUCAACCACAAGACAAUUUCACUUGCAACAACAAGAUCAUAGGUGCAAAAUAUUACCGCAGCGAUGGACUGUUUUUACCGGAUGACUUUGAAUCUCCGAGAGACUCCGACGGUCAUGGGACUCAUACUGCUUCCACGGCAGCCGGGAAUUUAGUCGACGGUGCAAGUCUUUACGGCUUUGGUUCAGGAACAGCUCGAGGAGGGGUUCCAUCGGCACGCAUUGCGGUGUACAAAGUAUGUUGGUCCGAUGGUUGUCAGGAUGCCGACAUUCUCGCGGGAUUCGAUGAUGCAAUCUCUGAUGGAGUCGAUAUUAUAUCAAUUUCACUCGGCGGAGGACGGACCAGAGACUAUUUCGAAGAUGCGAUCGAUAUCGCAUCUUUUCAUGCCAUGAAAAGCGGUAUACUGACUGUAAGUUCUGCGGGUAACGAAGGCCCUGGACGUUCAACGAUCUCUAAUUUCUCACCGUGGUCGCUUUCCGUGGCAGCUAGCACCAUCGAUCGCAAGUUUUCCACUAAGGUUCAACUUGGCAACAACAAGAUUUAUGAGGGAGUAUCAAUAAAUACAUUUGAUCUCAAGAAUAAAACAUACCCUAUGAUUUAUGGUGGAGAUGCACCAAACACUACUACAGCAUCUAGUAGAUCAUCCAGGUUAUGUUUUUCGAAUUCAUUGGAUAAAAAUUUGGUGAAGGGUAAGAUUGUUCUUUGUGAUACGAUACGCACUAACGGGAUAGGAGCCCUUUUGGCUGGUGCAGCUGGGACCGUGGCUCGAGACCAGGACAGCAUUGACUAUUCUAGCCUUUUUCCUUUGCCUGCAUCUUGUUUUAACUUGGUUGACGGUCGUAACAUUUUUCAGUACGUAAACUCCACCAGUGCUCCAACAGCAACUAUAUUCAGGAGUAGUGAGGUUAAUGACUCAUUGGCUCCUUAUAUCAUCUCUUUCUCGUCGAGAGGUCCGAAUCCGAUUACACCCGAGAUUAUUAAGCCAGAUAUAUCAGCACCAGGGGUUCACAUUCUAGCAGCGUGGUCUUCAAUUUCUCCUGUUUCUUCAGUUCCAGGCGACAACAGGUUCGUGACAUUCAACAUAAUCUCAGGAACAUCAAUGUCUUGUCCUCAUGUUUCUGGUGCAGCUGCCUACGUUAAAUCAUUUCAUCCCACAUGGUCUCCUGCUGCUAUUCAAUCUGCCCUUAUGACCACAGCCGCCCCCAUGAGCUCUGGCAUCAACAUGGAAGCUGAAUUUGCAUACGGUUCAGGCCAUUUGAAUCCUUUAAAAGCUGCAAAUCCAGGUCUAGUAUACGAUGCCAAUGAAACCGAUUACAUAAACUUCUUAUGCGGACAAGGAUACGCCACUCGGUUAAUACGAUUAUUAUCCAAAGACAACUCCACUUGUCCUAAAGACACUAAUGGGACAGUUUCGGAACUAAACUACCCUUCCUUUGGUCUUUCCACUUCGCCAUUGAAACCAUUCAGCCGUACCUUCAAAAGGACCGUCACAAACGUGGGAUCUCCGACGGCGGUUUACAGAGCUAACCUGAGUUUUUCGACAGGUACGUUGAAAAUCAGGGUUAACCCCGAUGUUCUGUCGUUCACGUCGGUGGGACAAAAGCUGUCUUUUGAAGUAAUAGUGGAAGCGACAAUGGAUAAAGCUAUGGUGUCUGGUGCUUUAGUGUGGGACGAUGGUGAGCACAAAGUGAGGAGUCCCAUCGUUGUGUUUAUAUGAACAUCCUUCUAUUUUGUUAACUCCAUGUUUGUACGAUGUAAUUGGUUGCUUCAUGUCUUUGUUUGCUUUCUUUGGUAAUAAAACUCUUAAAAUUAUAUGCUA
This is a messenger RNA of Gossypium raimondii (Peruvian cotton), 2143 nucleotides long. Its product is annotated as cucumisin. Gene Ontology annotation, molecular function: serine-type endopeptidase activity. The transcript has 9 exons. Gene Ontology annotation, biological process: proteolysis. The record is from RefSeq and is a predicted model, not a curated record. NCBI's taxonomy places the organism in Eukaryota, Viridiplantae, Streptophyta, Magnoliopsida, Malvales, Malvaceae. Bases 101 to 2041 code for a protein of 646 amino acids.